GGUGGAAUUAUUCCAUGAAAUUAACCCAGUUGUAAAUAAAAUUUGGGGCUUCAGUGCUCUGUUUAACAGGCGUGCAAGUGCGAUUUAUCAGAGAAGAGAGAAAGAAAGAGAGACGAGGGGGAUCGCAUUACCGCCGAUCUCUUCAAAAGCACAAGAAAAAGGUGCCCACUCACUCACGAAGAAUAACCCAAGAUCCGAUCAGAUCAGAUCUAUCUUCACUUCUCUCCCUCUCAACUCCUCAGAUUCUCUCUCUCUCUCUCUCUCUCUCUCUCUAUGUAUGUAUUCGCAUGUAUCUUCAUUCCCGAUCGAUGAAGCAAAAGAAUGAGAUGUUUUGCUUCUUGAUUCCCAUAUGGAAUCAAUGCGAAAAUUCUAAGGUUUCUUCUUCGACACAGCAAUUGGUUGUUAGGGUUUAGGAAAUGUGUUAGAUAUUGAGCUAGGGUUUGUAAAAGGCAUGGUCUUCGGGCCUGUAAUCGUUGUUUGUUGUGCGAUUGCAUGAAGAUUUGGUGUUGUUGUUACGGCGAAGAAGAGGAGCUUAUAUAUAAUAAGAAAGGGACAAUGAGGGAGGGCACUUUCGGAAAUGAAUGCGAGGACAUGGCCGAGGAUGAUGAUAUGGAAAAUGACGAGUCUGAGCGCUUUCUACUAGGGUUUUCGCUGGGAAGCCUUGAUGAGUUACAGUCACAGGUGGCGGUUGAUGCAAGGAGUGACCUUGGAGAGAAGAGAGAGGGGCCAGGUGGUGCUACCACUGCUGAUGCUGGGUUUGGUUUCACGGUUGGUAGCUCCCUGGUUUUUGACCCCUUGGCUUCUACUAGCGUUCAGGGUGCCAUGGAUGUUGAUUUGAAUUUGGGCUUGAGUGAAGACCCAUCGUCUUCCUCCGCAGCAUUGGACAGAGAGGAAACUGAUCGGGAUUCCCACAAUAAACGCCCUAAAGUGCAUUCCUUUUCUCUGGACUGGGAGUGCCAUUUUGCAGCCACAACUUCUUCGGAUACCGACAGUUGCAAUUUCCAUACGACAGACUACAAUACUAAGGAGUGUUCCUUCAAGAAUGAGACCUUUUACCUUUCUCCACUUGUAAAUGGUGGGGUUGAUGAGAAUCCCCUUGAUUCUGAGAGAGAUGGAGGAGAUGGGUGCAAUAUCUCAAAGUUGGAAGAUUUAGACGUUCGAAUGGAUCUUACUGAUGACUUAUUACAUAUGGUAUUCUCUUUCUUGAAACACAUCGACCUUUGUCAGGCAGCCAUGGUCUGCAAGCAGUGGCAGGCAGCUAGUGCACAUGAAGAUUUCUGGAGAGUUUUGAACUUUGAGAAUCGUAACAUAUCUGUGCAACAAUUUGAGGAUAUGUGUCGUCGUUAUCCAAAUGCCACUGAAGUGAACAUUUAUGGUGCCCCUGCUACUCAUUCCCUUGUUAUGAAAGCAGUUUCAUCAUUAAGGAAUCUUGAGGCUUUAACUUUGGGAAAAGGACAAAUAGGGGAAACUUUUUUUCAAGCCCUAACAGAUUGCCAACUGUUGAAGAGUCUGGUUAUCAAUGAUGCUACCCUUGGUAAUGGUAUUCAAGAGAUACCUAUAUACCAUGAUAGACUGAGACAACUUCAAAUUGUGAAAUGCCGAGUGCUCCGUAUUUCUGUCAGGUGCCCCCAACUCGAAACCUUGUCUUUAAAGCGCAGUAGUAUGGCUCAUGCUGUGCUCAACUGCCCUCUUUUGCGUGAUCUUGAUAUAGCCUCUUGCCACAAGUUUUCAGAUGCUGCAAUUCGUUCAGCAGCAACAUCAUGCCCACUUUUAGAGUCUUUAGAUAUGUCCAAUUGUUCAUGUGUGAGUGAUGAAACACUACGCGAAAUUGCCCUUACUUGUGGUAAUCUCCAUGUUCUUAAUGCUUCAUACUGCCCAAACAUCUCUCUUGAGUCUGUAAGACUGCCCAUGUUGACAGUUCUCAAGCUUCACAGUUGCGACGGCAUUACUUCUGCUUCCAUGGCAGCAAUAUCUCAUAGUUAUAUGUUGGAGGUCUUGGAGCUUGACAAUUGCAGUUUAUUGGCGUCGGUGUCCUUGGAUCUCCCACGCCUGCAGAAUAUAAGACUUGUCCAUUGUCGCAAGUUCAUUGAUUUAAAUUUACGAAGUAUCAUGCUGUCAUCUGUUACAGUGUCAAAUUGCCCUUCACUCCAACAAAUUAACAUCACAUCAAAUUCACUACAAAAAUUAGUGCUGCAAAAGCAAGAAAGCUUGACAACUUUAGCAUUGCAAUGCCAGUGUUUGCAAGAGGUGGACCUUGCAGAUUGUGAAUCUUUAACAAAUUCUGUAUGCGAAGUUUUCAGUGACGGUGGUGCAUGCCCUAUGCUAAAAUCAUUAGUUCUUGAUAACUGCGAGAGCUUGACAGCUGUGGGAUUCUGUAGUACUUCAUUAGUCAGUCUUUCCCUUGCUGGUUGCCGUGCUGUUACAUCUCUUGAACUCAAAUGCCCGUAUCUUGAGAAAGUUUCUUUGGAUGGCUGUGAUCAUCUUGAAAGAGCAUCAUUUUGCCCUGUUGGUCUCCAGUCUCUUAAUUUGGGAAUAUGUCCUAAACUGACUGUACUCCAUAUUGAAGCACCAUGCAUGGUGUUGGUUGAGUUGAAAGGAUGUGGUGUAUUAUCUGAGGCAUCUAUUAAUUGCCCUCUCCUAACUUCUCUGGAUGCUUCCUUUUGCAGCCAACUGAAGGAUGACUGCCUGUCUGCAACAACUGCAUCAUGCCCUCUCAUUGAAUCACUCAUAUUAAUGUCAUGCCCAUCUGUUGGUUCUGAUGGUCUCUCUUCUUUGCGUUGGCUUCCACAUUUGACCUCACUGGAUUUAUCAUAUACCUUUUUGACAAACUUGCAGCCUGUUUUUGAGUCCUGUUUGCAGUUGAAGGUUUUAAAAUUGCAGGCAUGCAAAUAUCUUGCUGACUCAUCAUUGGAGCCUCUUUACAAAGAAGGUGCUCUCCCAGCCCUUUGUGAGUUGGAUUUGUCGUAUGGGACCCUCUGUCAGUCGGCCAUUGAGGAGCUUCUGGCUUGCUGCACUCAUCUAACUCAUGUGAGCUUGAAUGGAUGUGCGAAUAUGCAUGACUUGAAUUGGGGUUUAAAUAGUGGUCAGCUUUCUGAGCUGCCUAGCAUUUGUGGUUCAUCUGACUUUUCUUCUCUAGAUGAAUUACCCCUGCCAAUUGAACAGGCCGACCGUUUGCUGCAGAACCUCAAUUGUGUUGGUUGUCCAAACGUUAAGAAAGUUCUCAUUCCUCCAGCAGCCCGGUGCUUCCAUUUGUCAUCACUAAAUCUUUCCCUGUCCACAAAUCUGAAAGAAGUUGAUGUUGCUUGUUUCAAUUUAUGCUUUCUUAAUUUGAGCAAUUGUUGCUCCUUGGAAAUUUUAAAACUUGAAUGUCCAAGGUUGUCUAGCCUCUUUCUUCAGUCAUGCAACAUUGAUGAAGAAACGGUUGAAGCUGCUGUAUCGCAAUGCAACGCACUCGAGACACUUGAUGUCCGCUUUUGUCCAAAGAUAUGCCCCUUGAGCAUGGUGAGGAUACGGGCAGCAUGCCCCAGUUUGAAGCGCAUCUUUAACAGCCUGUCACCUACAUGAUAUGAUGUGAUGUGAUGUGAUGUUAUCUGAGAAUUUGGUGUAAUCUGAUCUGAGUGCUUAUUUGCUUUUGCUUGCACUCUUCUUUAUUUUAUUUUAUGUAUUGUUGUAGAGAAAUGUGUGGGUGGUCGGUCUCCAUUUUGUUGGUGGUACUGUUGUUUUUAGGUGUAUUUGAGUACUUCAUGUACUGUUGUUUCUGGUCUCUCUGAUGUAAUUGGUACAAUAAAAUUUUCUUCACAAUUUUAUAAAUCAUUAUUAUUUGUUUGGCAUCA
This is a messenger RNA of Camellia sinensis, 3833 nucleotides long. Its product is annotated as F-box/LRR-repeat protein 15. Lineage: Eukaryota; Viridiplantae; Streptophyta; Magnoliopsida; Ericales; Theaceae. The record is from RefSeq and is a predicted model, not a curated record. Gene Ontology annotation, molecular function: protein binding.